AUGACAACAAUGUUUAUUGACAGUAUUGCUUCUUGUUCAAUACGAUCUAUUAAAUUAUUUACUUUUGGUUGUACAUUAGCCGUUGUACUUACAAUAUUUCAAUAUGAACAUAAAUUACGAUUAUUUAAUUCUCCUCGAUUUAUGCUGACUUUACCUAUUUUGAGUCUCAUACCGAUAUGUGGUUUUGGUGCAGCAUUAGUCGGUCUUCUUUAUCCUAUGGUUAUUUCUACGAUUCAACAAACAUCUUUUCUUGAACAUAAUAAUAAUAAUAAUAAUAAUAAUAAUAUAAUACGAAAAUCUGAAGUUUGUAAAUCAGUUGUAAUAUUCCUUGGAAUUAAUCAUUUAUGUGUUAAAAUUCCAUUUCGAAGUGAUCUUCAUUUUACAUUAACACUAGUAUUUUUUUGUAUAGCAUUUUGGUGGUGGUUUGAUCGAAGUAUAAUAACUUUUAUUUUUUCAAUUCUUGUAUCAUUAAUAUUAACAACGAUUACAGAAAUUUUAUUACGUGCUGGUGCACUUCAAUAUACAUAUUCGGAUUUUUAUUUAAAAACUUGUGUACCUUGUCUAACAUUUGCUGGUGCUAUUCUUACAAUUCAAAUAACUAAAUUACUAUCACAGCCUGGUCAACCAUCAUCAACAUUAGAUAUUUCAAAUGAACAUGAACAUAUAAAAAAUGAUUGA
This is a messenger RNA of Rotaria sordida, 678 nucleotides long. The record is from the annotation of a GenBank genome assembly. Lineage: Eukaryota; Metazoa; Rotifera; Eurotatoria; Philodinida; Philodinidae.